Pelobates fuscus (common spadefoot toad) is the source of this 3468-nucleotide messenger RNA. It is a transcript of the gene LRRC8B, whose product is annotated as leucine rich repeat containing 8 VRAC subunit B. The record is from RefSeq and is a predicted model, not a curated record. The transcript has 4 exons. Bases 226 to 2616 code for a protein of 796 amino acids. NCBI's taxonomy places the organism in Eukaryota, Metazoa, Chordata, Amphibia, Anura, Pelobatidae. Gene Ontology annotation, molecular function: protein binding.
CUGGCUUCUGUACAGUGAAUAGGAAGAAGCUGCUGCCUGAGGCCAACAACAGAACCCUAUGGAUAAGGUGUAACUGGAUCAAUAGGAGAGUCAUGAUGAAGCUGCCAUCUGCUCCGGAAUGAAAUCAAAUGCAGAGAUGAAGAAACACUUUAAAAGGUGCAGACCCCCAGAUUGAGGAGAUUUCUGCAGCUUUUUAUCCGAAGCAAGUUCUCAUUAUUUGAAGCCAUGAUAACUGUGACAGAGCUGAGAUUUUUGGCCGAUGCUCAAACAUCUUAUCAUAUUUUGAAGCCGUGGUGGGAUGUGUUUUGGUAUUAUAUCACAAUGGUAAUGUUGAUGAUUGCUGUUCUAGCUGGUGCACUGCAGCUUACACAGAGCAGGAUGUUAUGCCUUCCGUGUAAGGCGGAAGCAGACAAUCACUGUGUUCACCCACUGGAGCAAGUCAUCACAAAGAUCAACUUAUCAGCUGGUCCCCUAGGAAAAACAAACCACCCCGCUGGAAUUCAAAAUGAUCUCCACAGACAACAAUAUGCUUAUAUCGAUGCAGUGUGUUAUGAGAAACAACUCCACUGGUUUGCAAAAUUUUUUCCUUAUCUUGUGUUUCUGCACACUAUAAUCUUUGCAAUUUGUAGCAACUUCUGGCUUCACUACCCAAGCACAAGUUCCAGAUUGGAACAUUUUGUAGCCAUCCUUUAUAAAUGUUUUGAUUCACCAUGGACAACGAGGGCUCUGUCUGAGACUGUUGCUGAGCAAACCGUAAAAAUGCAAAUACGCAAAAGAUCACGGCUCUUGACAUCGUCUUCAUACAGUGCAGAAGACGAUGCAACCAAACAGUCUCUGCAGCCAGGAGUUGAGACGACGACAGUGGAAGAUGAUGCCUCAAGUGUUCUAGACAAAAAAGAAGGUGAACAAGCCAAAGCCUUGUUUGAGAAAGUGCGCAGGUUCAGACUUCACGUGGAACAAAAGGACAUUAUAUAUAGAUUGUAUAUGAAGCAAAUUGUGGUUAAAGUAAUAGCGCUGCUCGUAAUUAUUACAUACGUAUCUUAUUUUUUGACACAUAUAACAUUUGAAAUUGACUGCAUUGUUGACAUUGAAGCUUUUACUGGCUACAAGAGGUACCAAUGUGUUUACUCUCUUGCUGCAAUUUUUAAAGUUUUGGCUACAUUUUAUGUUCUUCUUGUAUUUUUGUAUGGCUUUGCCUGCUUUUAUAGUUUGUGGUGGAUGCUAAGAAGUUCUCUUAAACAAUAUUCUUUUGAAGCCGUGAGAGAAAAAAGCAAUUACAGUGAUAUCCCUGAUGUCCAAAAUGACUUUGCCUUCAUUCUCCACUUGGCAGACCAGUAUGAUCCACUGUACGCUAAACGGUUCUCAAUAUUUUUGUCCGAGGUUAGUGAGAACAAACUGAAACAGAUCAAUCUCAACAAUGAAUGGACUGUAGACAUGCUUAGAAAUAAAUUAACACGAAAUUCCAAGGACAACAUAGAACUUCAUCUUUUUAUGUUGAGUGGGGUACCAGACAAUGUCUUUGAACUCAAUGAAAUUGAAGUUCUGCGCUUAGAGCUUAUCACAGAUGCCAAACUUACCCCAGUGAUAACCCAGCUAGUCAACCUUAAGGAACUUCAUGUGUAUCACUCAACACUUACUGUGGAUCUACAGGCCCUGAGUUUUUUAGCCGAGAACUUGGAAAGAUUGCAUUUGAAAUUUACUGCAAUGGAAAAGAUCCCAUCUUGGGUUUUCUUUUUAAAAAAUUUAAAAGAGCUUCAUAUCGCAGGAUCUCUUGAUAAUUACAGUACUACCUGCAUUGAUGGUCUUCAGGAACUAAAGAAUCUGACAUCGCUGUAUUUGAAGAGUAGCAUUCCCCGCAUUCCAGAAGUGGUUACGGACCUGUUGCCCUCACUGGAGAAGCUGUCCAUCAAUAAUGAAGGAAAUAAACUGAUGAUCUUAAUUAGUUUAAAAAGGAUGAUAAACCUCACAUGUUUAGAACUGGUCAGCUGUGACUUAGAACGUAUUCCACAUUCUAUUUUCAGUCUGAGUGAACUGCGAGAAAUAGACUUCCGAGGAAAUAAUUUUAAAACAGUUGAAGAAAUAAUUAGCUUUCAGCAUCUACAGAAACUGACCUCUUUGAAGUUGUGGCAUAAUUCCAUUGCCUAUAUUCCACUUCAGAUAGGUGCUUUGGCAAGUCUAGAACAACUCUAUUUAAAUAACAAUAACAUUGAAAUUCUACCACUUCAGCUUUUCCUCUGCAGCAAGCUGCGGGUUUUAGAUUUGAGCUAUAACAAUUUAUCAUUUAUUCCUGAAGAAAUCCAGCUUUUGAAGAAUCUUCAGUAUUUUGCUGUGACAAAAAACAGUAUUGACCUGCUUCCGGAUGGAUUGUUUAAGUGCACUAAACUUCAGUAUUUAUUUGUUGGGAAAAACAGCCUGAUGACCCUCUCCUCUCAAGUUGGUGACCUGUUGAACCUCAUUAAAAUAGAACUUAUUGGAAAUCAAUUAGAAGCCCUCCCCCCUGAGCUUGAAUCAUGCCAGUCAUUAAAACCGAGCUGUAUUAUUGUGGAAAAUAACGUGUUGCGCACUCUACCGUCCUAUGCAAAAGAGAAUGGGAAAGCACCCCAAAGACAGAUGUGAUUUAGCAGAGUUCCACCACUAUUCAUUGCAUUCUUUAUGAGAAAUAUAGAGAAGGCAAAACUGAGGUUUAAUUCAAUAAACUGCCUGUUUAUGUAUGUGUACAUGUCUGCAAAAUCAAUGUUUUUUUUGUUAUGUAUGAAAACCACUUCUAAGCCAAGAAUUCUGCACAAAAAGUUUAUGGGGAAACUCAAGCAAAAUGUGAAAUGGCAUGAAGACACUUUGAAGAAUAGGUUUGCAGUGGUGGUGGUUGGUCUAGACCCCUCCAUUCAGUAGAGUAAUUGGCUGUUAUAUACCGCAUCUUGGUAUAGUAACAAAGGGUAACUUAAUUCUUUAGAUGGUAAUUCAAGAAGUUGGGGAUUUUUAUGAUGUACUGUUUUCUUUUGGCAUACACUUUGUAACAUUUUAGACAUUACAUACAUUUUGUAAGUGUUUAUCUAUGUACUAUGAAUGUAUUUUCUUUUACAAAGUUGGCUAUCCUGGCCAUGGACCUCUUUGUUUAGUUGCAAGACUUUCCUAAUGAGCAAGUAAGUAGAAACCGGAUUCCAGACGUAUCCUGUAUUAAUUAAUAUUUGUGAUGCAUUAGAAGUGUACUGUAAGCGAAUGUAUCCGAAACCUGCCAAGGCUGCUGUAUACACCAUUUCUAAGAAACUACACGGCUUGCUUUACUGACGUAAAACACAGUUGAAGGGACACCCUAGGCAACAACACCACUUUAACUUAAUGAAGUGGUUUUAGUGUGUAGAUGCUGUCCCUAGUUUUCAACAGUGUAAAACAGUGCUGUGUAUGGUGAGGGUUACAGUCUGUGGGGGGUGCCAUUGUAUGAGCAGGAGUGUGGAGGGAGGGGGGGGGGUG